Molecule: messenger RNA, 1071 nt
Organism: Dictyostelium discoideum AX4
Lineage: Eukaryota; Evosea; Eumycetozoa; Dictyosteliales; Dictyosteliaceae
Gene: pdhB
Product: pyruvate dehydrogenase E1 beta subunit
Exons: 4
Coding region: 1-1071 (356 amino acids)
Biological process (GO): pyruvate decarboxylation to acetyl-CoA
Cellular component (GO): mitochondrial matrix
Molecular function (GO): pyruvate dehydrogenase (acetyl-transferring) activity
Source: RefSeq, a predicted model, not a curated record
AUGUUGUCUUCAAUUUUAAAAAAAAUUCAACCAUCAUUAUUAGUUAACUUUAGAAUUAUCACUAGAACUUAUGCUACUAAAGAGGUUACAGUUCGUGAUGCAAUUAAUAGUGCAUUGGAUGAAGAAUUAGCAAGAGAUGAAAAAGUUUUUAUUAUGGGUGAAGAAGUAGCUCAAUAUAAUGGUGCAUACAAGAUCACUAAAGGAUUAUUCGAUAAAUAUGGUGGUGAUAGAAUUAUUGAUACUCCAAUUACAGAAGCUGGUUUUGCUGGUAUUGGUGUUGGUGCUGCUAUGGCAGGUACUAGACCAAUCAUUGAAUUUAUGACUUUCAACUUUGCUAUGCAAGCAAUUGAUCACAUCAUCAAUUCAUCUGCUAAAACUCAUUAUAUGUCUGGUGGUAAAGUUUUCAAUCCAAUCGUUUGGAGAGGUCCAAAUGGUCCACCAACUGCUGUUGGUGCUCAACACAGUCAAUGUUUUGCUGCAUGGUAUGGUAGUGUUCCAGGUCUUAAAGUUGUUGCACCAUGGAGUGCUGCUGAUCAUAGAGGUUUAUUAAAAUCAGCAAUUCGUGAUGAUAAUCCAGUUGUUUAUUUAGAGAGUGAAUUACUUUACAAUUAUAAAUUUGAUUUAUCAGAUCAAGAACAAGAUAAAGAAUACCUUGUUCCAAUUGGUAAAGCAAAAGUUGAAAGAGAAGGUAAAGAUGUUACAAUUGUUGGUUUCUCUAGAAUCGUUAGUAACUGUAUGGAAGCUGCUGAAAUACUUGCCAAAGAAGGUAUCUCUGCUGAAGUUAUCAAUUUACGUACCAUUCGUCCAAUUGAUGCUGAAACCAUUGUAAAUUCACUCAAAAAAACAAAUAAAUUAGUUACCGUUGAAGAAGGUUGGGCACAAUCUGGUAUUGGUGCUGAAAUCUCUGCAUUAAUGAUGGAACAUGCUUUUGAUUAUUUAGAUGCCCCAAUUGAAAGAAUUUGUGGUGCUGAUGUUCCAAUGCCAUAUGCUUCAAACUUGGAAAAUGCUGCUAUGGUCCAAACUCAAAACAUUGUCAAUGCUGCUAAAAGAGUUACUCAAAGAAAUAAAUAA